CUAAAACAUGAAACGUUCUUAGGAAUGUUCCUAGAUUGCAGAUUUGUGUUUAUUACGUAAAUCUGUCAAAAAUUAUUAAAUAAUUCAAUCACUUUCCACUGUAAAACCGCCAAGAUGUUGCGCAGCGCAUUGGUGCCAAGCAAAGAAAUACUCUCAAACACAAACAUCUUGAAGCACUUGGUCGGCGGUUUCGGUAAUGUACAAGUGCAGAGAAACCAGUCAACACAACCAGCCACACAAGAAGAGAUCCGACCAUGGUCUCCACAUACCAAAGAUAAAAGCAAUUUGGGCGAAUACGCCUUUGCUAGAUUGGAUGAUUUGUUGAAUUGGGGUAGAAAGGGCUCAAUUUGGCCCCUCACCUUUGGUCUGGCUUGCUGUGCUGUAGAAAUGAUGCACAUUGCUGCCCCCAGAUAUGAUAUGGACAGGUAUGGUGUUGUGUUUCGUGCUUCUCCGCGUCAAGCUGAUGUUAUUUUAGUUGCUGGUACUUUAACUAAUAAAAUGGCACCAGCUUUAAGAAAGGUUUAUGAUCAAAUGCCUGAACCCAGAUGGGUUGUUUCUAUGGGAAGUUGUGCCAAUGGUGGUGGAUAUUACCAUUAUUCUUACUCUGUAGUAAGGGGUUGCGAUCGUAUUAUUCCCGUAGAUAUAUAUGUGCCUGGAUGUCCACCAACGGCUGAAGCCCUUUUAUAUGGAAUUCUGCAGUUGCAGAAGAAAGUCAAGCGAAUGAACGCAUUAUCAAUGUGGUACCGAAAGUAAUUCACCUAGACAUGUCUAGUUUAAAUCAAUUCUCAUGUACAUAUUAAGAUCUAAACUGUUUCGUUAUUUAAUUUUACCUCUCCCAGAUUGAAAAGGAUCUACAAUAAAAAGGUUUGAAAGGUG
Aethina tumida (small hive beetle) is the source of this 876-nucleotide messenger RNA. Its product is annotated as NADH-quinone oxidoreductase subunit B 2-like. The coding region runs from base 115 to 753 and encodes 212 amino acids. Gene Ontology annotation, biological process: mitochondrial respiratory chain complex I assembly; aerobic respiration; electron transport coupled proton transport. The transcript has 4 exons. Gene Ontology annotation, molecular function: quinone binding; 4 iron, 4 sulfur cluster binding; NADH dehydrogenase (ubiquinone) activity. NCBI's taxonomy places the organism in Eukaryota, Metazoa, Arthropoda, Insecta, Coleoptera, Nitidulidae. The record is from RefSeq and is a predicted model, not a curated record.